UCCGCCUUGGAGGAUUUGGAGUACUCCGCCGUGUCGUGCAGGGCGUACUCGGCAUCUCUUGACGAGUUCGGUGGCGUCGGCGAUGGAGUGACGUCGAACACGGCGGCGUUCCGCGACGCGGUGGCGCAACUCAGCCGGUACUCAGACGACGGCGGAGGUUUGCUGUUUGUUCCCGCAGGCCGGUGGCUCACCGGAAGUUUUAACCUCACCAGCCACUUCACCCUCUUCCUCCACCGUGACGCCGUCAUCCUCGCUUCCCAAAACGAGAGUGACUACGAAGUGAUAGAGCCGCUACCAUCCUAUGGACGUGGAAGAGACACAGAGGGAGGGAGAUACAUCAGUCUCAUCUUUGGCACCAAUCUAACGGAUGCAAUCAUAACGGGUGAGAAUGGGACAGUGGAUGGGCAAGGGGAGCCAUGGUGGGGGAAGUUCAAGAGAGGAGAGUUGGAAUACACGAGACCUUACCUUAUUGAGAUUAUGCAUUCAGAUGGAAUCCAAAUCUCUAAUCUCACUUUCUUGAAUUCCCCUUCCUGGCAUAUUCACCCCGUGUACAGCAGCAACAUUCUCAUCCAAGGUCUGACGAUACUGGCACCGGUUACGGUCCCCAAUACCGACGGUAUAAACCCUGAUUCUUGUACGAACACGAGGAUUGAGGAUUGUUACAUUGUGUCGGGAGACGAUUGCAUAGCCGUGAAGAGUGGAUGGGACGAGUACGGAAUAAAGUACGGAAUGCCGACGAAACAGUUGUUGAUACGAAGGCUAACGUGCAUUUCUCCUGACAGCGCCGUCAUAGCGCUUGGCAGCGAGAUGUCCGGUGGCAUUGAGGAUGUCCGUGCCGAAGACAUUGUCGCUAUUAACUCCGAAUCUGGUGUCAGGAUCAAAACCGCAAUAGGACGAGGAGGGUACGUGAAGGAUAUAUAUGUUCGAGGAAUGACGAUGAAUACGAUGAAAUACGUAUUCUGGAUGACUGGCAAUUACGGUUCUCAUCCAGACGAGCAUUACGAUCCGGAGGCUUUACCGGUGAUUGAAAACAUCAAUUACCAAGACAUGGUAGCCGAGAAUGUUACAAUGCCGGCUCAAUUAUCCGGUAUACCGGGAGAUCAAUUUUCCGGCAUCUGCAUUUCAAAUGUUACAAUCGGUUUAGCCACUAAACCGAAGAAGGUGCUUUGGAACUGCACGGACGUUUCGGGUUUCGCGAGCGGCGUGACUCCGCCGCCGUGCGAGCUGUUGCCGGAAAAGCAGCCCGGAACGAUGAUUCCGUGCAAUUUUCCGGCGGAAGUUAUCCCGAUCGAUGAGGUCAAGCUUCAGCGUUGCUACAGCAGGAGGAAGAAUGUGUGAGGAACGUUUUCUUGAAAUCGGUUUCUUGGGUUACAAGAAAUGUUCUUUUACCAAACCAAUACUUAGAAAACACGCAGACGUGAAUAUAAAUUUAUAAUUAUCUCAAGAAUUAGGGAAGUGUGUGCGUAUUUUUCGUGUAUUUGCAUAUUUCCUUAUGUUUUGGUGUUUAUAUGUAUGUGUUAAUCUCUGUCAUGAAAUUCUUUUUAUUUUUCUGAACCA
Tarenaya hassleriana is the source of this 1557-nucleotide messenger RNA. Its product is annotated as probable polygalacturonase. The record is from RefSeq and is a predicted model, not a curated record. The annotation marks the transcript as partial. Gene Ontology annotation, molecular function: polygalacturonase activity. Gene Ontology annotation, biological process: carbohydrate metabolic process. The transcript is spliced from 7 exons. NCBI's taxonomy places the organism in Eukaryota, Viridiplantae, Streptophyta, Magnoliopsida, Brassicales, Cleomaceae.